GUCCCCAAGCGUGUCCCGCCCGGCCGUCAGGGCCCGGGCUCCCACGACCAGUCCUGGCCCAGUCCAGUGCAGGCACAGCCGACAAACCUGUGACCAUUUGCGCAUACACACGUAGGCUACGUCGAGGCGCACAUUGCAUGUGCGGAGCAAGGGCUGAGCGUGAGGCCGAGACACAUGCAGUACACCUACUGUAGCCAGCCCUUGCAUAACAUACACUUGUGCACCUCAGGCAAAUAAAAUACUGACCACAACCUGGUUUUGCUCUCCUUCGGGCAAUUCAGGACGGAGAGAGCAGCAGCCGCUCCGACUGCUCGGGCUUAACCAAACUCAUCAAAAGCAAGAUGCUGCCUAUAUGAGUGAUUCAAUUCCGUCAAAAUCCAGCACAGCCUGACUUGCCACUGCAAAGCGACGAUUUGACUACAGACGCUUUCACACGAAGCUUUAAAAUUUGUGGCAUAAAUGCGUAGCCAAAAAUGCCUAUGGAUACCAGCGAGGAAACGCAUUUGUUGACGUUAGCGCCGCGGAAUACACUCCAGUGGUCACUGGAGCUCAGGUCAGAAAUGGAGCCCCAGGACUGCAUUGAGCCAAGCUUGGCAGCAGAAUCUUCCGUCCCAGGCGGCUGUCGGGUACUGGGCUGCCUGAGGAGCAUGGCCAGCGAACGUAAAUACUACCAGCGGCACAUGAUCUGUGAACUACACCUCAAGUGCCUCACCCUGGUGGUUGAGGGCCAGCGCAUGCGCUUCUGCCAGCAAUGUGCGCGCCUGCACCCGCUUACGGAGUUCGACAGCGAUCAGAGGUCAUGUCGAGUCCGCCUCAAGCACCGCAACACGCGCCGCGUGUUACUGAAGCGGCAACGCAGAGAGGAGGAGCGGCGUCGCGGCGAAGGGGAGCAAACCGGCGCAGCCGCCGGCACCGCUCCUGCCGCCGGCAACGCCAGUGGCAGCGCCUUGAAGAGAACUGCGCAGCAGGGCGCUCAGCUGCGAGCAGCAGCAGGUGGUGCCGCGGCCGAUGAUGACCGCACAAUCAGCGAGGACGAGGUUGGCGACAUCGGCAGCGAGUCUCCCACCAGCAGUUCUGGAGGCGACGGAGGAGGCAGGCGAGCCACUCGGAGGCCUGCUGCAGCAGCAGCAGCAGCCACUGCUGCCGCCGCUGACGGCGCGGUAGGCGGCGGCGGUCGUGUCACGCGCGCAGCUACUGUUGCUGCCGCUGCAGCCGCGGCAGCAGCAGGUGCCGCAGCCGGCUGCGGCGGCAUGAACGGCGGAUGCACCAUCAGUGACCUGCUGGGCGCUGCCGCGGCCGCAGUCCACAAUGACGAAGGGCGGCAGCUGCAGCAGGCGGCGCAAAUGACGGCGGCUGGUGAUGACGGCGGAGCAGCUGCAGACGGUGGAAGAGUCGCAGAGCAGCAGCAGCAGAUGCGGGGCCGGGCGCCGCCACCGCACAGCAGCGCCUCCGACCUGGCGGCUGCCGUACAGCGAGCCAAGGUGGCCAUCGACGUUGCCGCCGACACGCAUCAGCAAAUGGCAGUGGCGACGGCCGCCCAGCAGCAGCAGCAGGCGCUAGCUGACGCCCCACACAACGCUGGCGGCGCCGCCGUUGGUCGCCGCAGCAACUACGGCAGCGAUACCCCGCCUGCUGCUAGGCCGUACGGAAACGCGUGCAGCGGCGGCGGCGCCAGCCGAUUUGCUCAUUACUCCUCGGGGAGCUUUGGAGGCGCCGCUGCUGGUGCUGACGGCGCGACGGCCCUGACCGCGUCCGGCGGCGGGGCUGCUGGCGCAGCCGCUGCUGCUGGCGGCGGCGGACCGAUGGCCAGUAGUAGUCUCGCCGUCAAGGCGCACAGUGCCGGCGGCGGCGAGCAGCAGGCGCUGCUAGGCUUCUACAACUCGCCGCCGCAGCAGCGGCAGGAGCAGCAGUACGGCAUGGAAGGCGGGAUGAAUGGUGCAGCGGCGGCUUGGGGCAGCAGCCCCGGGUCUCCAAUGACGUUGUUGAUGAACUACGUGUCUGCUGGACUGGACGGGCGUGGCGGCGGCAGUUGUAAUGCUGAGCUUGGCGCUCGGCAGCUGCAGCGGCCCCACCAGCAACUGUCUGCUGUUGCUGGUCUUGCUGCGGCGGCAGGACCUGCUAACGGCGGCGGCAGUGGCGGCGCCGGCGGCGGCGGCCAGUACAUGAUGUUGAACGGAGGGUCCCCGUCACAGCAGCAACUGCUGCUUGUGGAAGACCUUCAGCAGCAGCAGGAGCGACGGCCCACCGAUGCGCCGCCGUCAUCGCUGCUAGGACCCCGCUUUCCCUCCUCCGCCUCGGCUGCAGCGGCCGCUGCCGCCCUCGGCUACAGCGCGUCCUUCGGCGCCCCCCGGUCGCCCAUGUACAUGUCUCCACCCCUUGCAGGAGCCGGCGGCGGGGCUCCGUUCGGCGGCGGCUACGGUGGCGGGCCUCUGGGCGGAUCUCCUGGACUGAUGACGGGCUCUGUCGACUCGCAUGGAGACCGCCAUCAGCAGCUAAUGCAGCAGCUGCAGCAACCUCGCAUGCGGCAGCAGCAGGUCUAUGGCUCUGAUGCAGCGUUGCUGCCGGCAGACGGCGGCGGCGGCGGCGGCGGCUAUGGCGGCGGGCGCUCGCUAAUGCCUCCCCAGCAGCAGCAGCAGCAGCAGGCGCUGCAGCUGGAUGCCUUGGGCCUGCUGGCUGCGGCGGGCCGCGGGCGCCAGGCCGGUAGCCAGCUAUCGCUGCUAGGGCUAAACAGCAACGGAGGCAGCGGUGGAAGCGGCGGGGGUCACCGUCAAUCGGAUGCGGCUGCCGCCGGCGGGGGCGUGAUGCUUGACCUGCACUUCCAGCAGCAACGGCAGCAGCAGCUUCUGGAGCGAAGCCCACUGCAGCUGGGCCUACCCGGCGGAUCGUUUAUUAGUGAUGCAGGCGGAGCUCUCGACGACAGCAGCAGCAUGCAGCUGCAGCAACAACCGCAGCUGCAGCAGCAGCCAUAUGACCACAACUUGCUGGUUCUCCAGCAGCACCAGCAGAUGCAGAUGCAAUUAUGGUCUGCUGGCGGCGCAGCUCCUGCUGCGCCCAUCUUUGUCAGCGGCGGCAGCGGCUGCGGGCCCUCAGCGCUAGCAGCGGCUCACCAUGGCGGCGGCGGCGGUGGCGGCGCGGCGCUGCUGCUGGGGAGCAGUCAGCACGACUUGGCUGCUGGUAUUCUGGGUGCCGCGCAGGGCAGCAGCUCCGCUGAUGGCACCGGCGGCGCAGGAUGGGCGCGCGGCGGCGCGAAUGGCGGCGGCGGCUUGUUCAGCGGUUUGGACAAUGCCGCCAGAGGCGGCAGCUGGUCCAACAUGACGACUGCCGCGCCGCCGCCGAUGUUUGGCCACCUGAGCCAGCAGCAGGCAAGUGGAGUCGCUGGCGGGCUCAUGUAUGGCGGCGGCGGCAGUGGCGGCAGCGGCGAUGGCGGCGGCUCGAUGACGGGUAUGGCAGCGCUUGACCCCCGAAUGCUAUCGCGGCAGCACCAGCAACAGGCGAGCGGCCACCGCACGAGCACUACCACCGGUAGCUGGCUGUUGGGCAACAGCGCGCCGCCCGCAGGAGCAGGGGUGUCGCUGCUUGGCGGCGGCACCGGCGGUGCUCACGGCGGCGGCACUGGUGGUAGUGGCGGCGGCGGCAAGCAGCUGUCGCCGCUGCCGUUGCCGCCGCGCGCACAUAGCCUGUCGCGUGCGGGCAGCAGCCCUGCGACCGGCAGCGGCACGCUUGACGGCAGUCUGCUUCCAGCGGGCGCGCUUGUGACCAGCCUAGGCGGUGGCAGCAGCGGUUGGAUCUUGGGACAGCAGCAAGCUUCAGCGGGAGCAGCCGGUGGCCUGGCUGGACCGGCCAAGGUGAUUGCUGCGCUGCAACUUCCAACCGCCGCCGCGGCUUUGAACUGGCAGCAGCAACAACAGCAUCACCCAUCACGCACGGAGCACCAGCAAUACCAGCAACAGCGCCUGCACCAGCGGUUCGAGCAACAGCAACAACAACUGCUGCAGAUGAGCAACGAAGUGGAACUUCAUACGCAGCAGCAGCAGCAGCGCAAUCAAUUCGUGAUGCAGCAGCACAUGCAACAGGUGCAAGACCUGCAGGAGCAGCAGCAGUACCACCACCACUAUCAAUAGCAGCAGCAAGAUGCUCAGUCGUCAUCGGAAAGGGCUGUUUUAGGCGGAGAAAGGCUUGCCCGCACGUAGCGUAAAAUAAGUUUUGAAGCGGGGCUAAGGAAGGAGGGACGCCCACGGUUGUGAGAGGCGGGGGAAGGGGACAAGUGCGGACGAAGGCCUGGGGUCAAGGCGUGUCGAACCCCAUCGCUAGGCAAGGGCUGAAGGUAGUAAGCGUGUGGCCUCGGUGGGCUAUUUGUUAAGUUCCGUUUGGUGUAGAAUCGUGUCAGUAGGCAGUGAGAGGCUCGUUAGUGCACGGCACGCUAGUUUUGUGUUUGCGUUACGGAUUUGUGGGCGGCACAAACAAUAGCUAUCAGUGCGUGCUGUGGAUGCGGCUGCUGUAUUACGCCAGAUGCAGUGCCGUUGCCGCCGGUGCUGGAAAGUUAGGGUGCGUGGCGCUGCACGGGCUUAUGACGACGGCGAUGUAUGACGAAAUAGUUAUACAGCAGACCUACCUCAGUCACAGCAUACAGUAUUGGCUUGCACGUACCCAUUGAAGCGCUGCUACCGGCGCUCUCGCGUGUGUGUGCGGGGCCUUGGUAACGCAUGCGCAAUCAAGAACAUUAUUACCAAUCAAAGAAAUGCGUUCAUGUGUGUGUGUGUGUGUGUGUGUGUGUGUGUGUGUGUGUGUGUGUCUGUCUGGGCAUUUAAAAAGUGCUUCAUCGAAGUGCCGCCCGACUGCUUGUUGGUGGAAGCCACUGGAUAAGCGAUCUAGCGCGACCGCCGGGUCCACGACGGGGGGGGGGGUAGCCGUUCAUGUGAAGAACGAAACAAUGAAAUCAUCAGUAUGACGUGCCGACGGGGGCACGCAAGGGCAUCCAUUUGGCAGCAGUGCAUCUAUGGUUUGAUCACCAAUCUUUAUGUGAUGGGACUUGGGUUCCAAUGGGUUCCAAUGGCCGGCUUGUGUGCAUGUAUGGAAACGGUACAGAUAGGUGUGUCUUGUGUAAAGCUUCUGCACCGGCAGUCAGAACCCGGCUCUCUUGGCUGUGAUGCGGAAAUUCGUCAGGGCUGGCAAACGGCGGGGCGUGCACGUGGAAUUGUGUGGAUGGAAAUACGUCACCUUCGCGCGUUAGAAAGCGAAAGGUGCCGUCGUGGAUCAAUGGAGGCAUUUAAGGUCAAUGAAUGCAUGCGUGCACAUUCAACAUGCACGGGGGCUAUCUGGGACAGGACUGCUGGCACACGGAAAUGUUCGUAGGUCGCAACAGGUCGCACGCAGCGUAGUAUGGUGUGGCUUGUCCUGUGGCUGGGGCGUCAUGUGCGACCCCCCGUACGUUCAUGAAGUAUUUCGUCUUCUGCAGGCUGUUCGUAGGCGGCAUUCCGGAGGUCAGGCGAGCGAGCGGUUAGCAUGUUAGCAUUUAGUCUGGUCAUAAGGCGGCCAGCCGGCAACACAUGAUAUAGCGUGGGCUCAGCCCACUUUUCCCUUGCAAGGGAGAGCCACCUUUUCUUGUUACAAGCGCUACCGGAGUGUUGCGGCGUGAACUGGACAUAGAGAGCUUAACCAAGCAAACGUAUGCAUCGUUACGCUUGGAUGUACAGGCGGCCACACCUGGGCAACACCAUACCUCCGUACAGGUGACUGUAUCUGCUCUUCGUGCUCCUUUGUGGCAUGGGAGCAAUGGGAAGGCGCGCUAUGAGUGAGGCGGUUUCUCUUUUGAUACUAGGUUGCGUCAAAGCAGCCACUGGACGUGCCAGCGUUCACGGAUUGUUCUUGUGGAUGUACGGUGUGGUGCAACCCGGACUGUCGUUCGUGUGUAAAGGCGUGUGGUCAAGCGACAUUGCACAAUUUCUCACCACGAUCGGUUUUUAUUUGAAGAAAGAACAGAAAGGCCUCUUAAAGGGACAA
This is a messenger RNA of Chlamydomonas reinhardtii, 6000 nucleotides long. RefSeq lists its product as uncharacterized. Lineage: Eukaryota; Viridiplantae; Chlorophyta; Chlorophyceae; Chlamydomonadales; Chlamydomonadaceae. The transcript is spliced from 5 exons. Bases 648 to 4121 code for a protein of 1157 amino acids. Gene Ontology annotation, cellular component: nucleus. Gene Ontology annotation, molecular function: DNA binding. The record is from RefSeq and is a predicted model, not a curated record.